Closterium sp. NIES-67 is the source of this 3520-nucleotide messenger RNA. The record is from the annotation of a GenBank genome assembly. Lineage: Eukaryota; Viridiplantae; Streptophyta; Zygnematophyceae; Desmidiales; Closteriaceae.
CCGUUUCUAGCUGCUUCUGCUGGAAUCUCUGCUUAGUUCCCUAGCGAGUAGGCUGGACUUCUGAAUGUUUUUAGGUUCCUGCCAUCCUCUGCGUAGAGCAUCCUUCCCUGUCCUCUCUUCCGUCGUUUUAAUUUUAAACUCCAACAUCGCGACAAAGGAGGGGUGUUCGUUCUGUCUCGCACGCGGCUGCUGCGCUGCUGCUCGAUCAGACCCACACAUCGUUACAGCUAAAGGAUAAGAAAAUGGCUUAGUUCUGAUGAACGAGUUUCGUUUCCAAGCCUAUUUCUUGAACGAUUUCAAGCUCGUUCUUUGUCGCUUCGUCCUGACCCUCUCGACGUCCAUAGCACUCAUUCUGGCCAAUCGCAGCGCUAUAUUCAGCAUUAACUGUUAACUGCUUAUCAAAGGACCUAUCGCACACCCAUUCGCGAGGUUCCGCAUCUUGACACGUCAGCUGCUCUGCUACCCACCAGAAACGGUCGAUAGGAAAAACAGCUCUUUCUCCGAUUUUCAGGAAGAUAGGAUUGUUAGAGUUCUUAAAGCCCGGGUGGCAGCCAGGCAGUCGCAAAAGCGCCAGCGAAAGGGAAAGGCCCGAAAUUCCGUGCUCUCUGUUACCACUCUCAGUCAUCUCGCUCUGUAAUCACACUCUGUAGUCAAACUAGUCAUCGGUAGGUCAGGCAUCAGUAGUCAGUGUAGCUGCGAUGCAGUUCCUGCGAUCGGUGCUGGGGACUGGCGGAGGGGCCAAGGAGUUUCCGUACAACAUCGGCGAAGCUUACCCGUCCGCAUGGGGUCCCUGGACGCACCACCAAGGCACCUGCAAGGAGGACGGCAGUGCAGUAUCGAUCUUCUCCAUAACGGGUUCGAAUCCUCAGGACGCCAGACUUGCUCCUGCGAGGAACUGCGUCAAGCGACUCAGAAUGCUGCGGCAUCCGAACGUGCUGUCGUUUCUGAACAGCCUUGAGGUGGAGAAGGAGGAGGGCGGCGUGCAGAAGCCGACCAUCUACAUCAUCACGGAGCCCGUCAUGCCGCUGGACCUGCGACUGAAGGAGCUCAAGCUCAAAGGAUCCCAGAGGGACGAGUAUUAUGCGUGGGGACUGCUGCAAGUGGCGAAGGCUGUGAGCUUUCUCAACAAUGACUGCAAGCUGGUGCAUGGCAACGUGUGCAUGGCAGCAGUAGUAACCACGGGCACGCUUGACUGGAAGCUGCAUGGCUUUGACGUGCUGUCGGAGUUCGAUGGGGGCAAGCCCGACGCCCCUGAUGGGCCCAUGCUGCCAUACGAGUGGAUGGUGGGCGCACAGUACAAGUCCAUGGAGCUAGCCAAGAGUGACUGGGCCGCCAUCAGGCGGGGCCCUCCCUACGCCAUCGACUCCUGGGGGCUUGGCUGUCUGAUCCAGGAGGUGUUUUCAGGGCACCAGCUGACUCGCACUGAAGAGCUCAGAAACACAGCGUGCAUCCCCAAGACUCUCCUUCCGGACUACCAGCGUCUGCUCAGCUCUGCCCCUGCCAGGCGACUCAACCCCGCCAAGCUCAUUGACAAUAGCGAGUUCUUCCAGAACAAGCUAGUGGAGACGGUACAGUUCAUGGAGGUGCUGAGCCUCAAGGACAGCGUGGAGAAGGACGGCUUCUUCCGCCGCCUGCCCGCCCUCUGCGACCAGCUCUCGCGCCCCAUCCUCCUCAAGAAAAUCCUCCCACAGCUCUCCUCCGCCCUCGAGUUUGGGUCGGCUCCAGCGCCGGCUCUGACUGUGGUGCUCAAGCUAGGGGGGUGGCUGAACCAGGAGGAGUUUAAUGCCAAGGUGCUGCCCACACUAGUGAAGCUGUUCGGGUCGUCGGAUCGCGCCAUCCGGGUGUCACUCCUCCAGCACCUGGACUCGUUUGGCGCACAGCUAGCCCCCAGCGUGGUGGAGGAGCAGGUGUUUCCGCACCUCAGCUCCGGCUUCACCGACCCCUCGGCCCUCUUGAGAGAGCUCACGCUCAAGUCCAUGCUGCUGCUCGCACCCAAGCUCUCCCAGCGCGCUCUUGGGGGCCCUCUGCUCAAGCAUCUCUCCAAGCUGCAGGUGGAUGAGGAAGCAGCCAUCCGCACCAACACAACCAUAUUGCUUGGGAAUAUCGCCAGACACCUGAACGAAGCAACGCGCAAGCGAGUGCUCAUCAACGCCUUCACUGUGCGAGCUUUGAGGGACGCCUUCCCUCCUGCCAGGGCUGCAGGCAUCAUGGCCCUGGCGGCCACCAAGGAGUAUUACGACGCCACGGAGAUUGCGACCCGCAUUCUACCAGCUCUAGUGGUGCUCACUGUGGAUGCCGACACCGAUGUGCACACCAGGGCGGUGCAGGCCGCCUUUGCGUUCCUUCAGUCAGUCUCUGAUUUCCACGCCAAGAUUGAAGGUCACACAGCAGAGCAAGCCCAUGCAGCCGCACCUGCUGCUGCAUCUGCUGCUGCGAGUGCUGGCUCCUCUGGCGGGCUGCUAGGUUGGGCUGUCAGCUCGCUUACCUCAGCAGGCCCCAAGGCAGGAGCCGGGGCUUCUGCUGCAGUUUCUGGGGGAGAUUCUACGACUUCUACUUCUGCUGCUCCUGCUGCUGCCGCUGCAUCCGAGCCUGAGGGCAACGGAUGGGGAGACGAAAUCGAAGAGGAGGAGGAGGAAGAGCAGCCAAAACCAAAACCCUCCAUCCACCGACCAGCCCCUGCCGGACCCACCUCCAUCUCCUCUCUCACCCACUCCAAGCCUGCACCAGCUGCACCUUCCCCGGCUGAGCCUGAGGCAGAGGAGGAGGAGGAUGGAGAUGGGUGGGGGGACCUGGACGACAAUGACGACAAUGCUUUGUCCAAGACUGCUGCAGCUGCUGCCGCAUCUCUCUCUCGCAUCCAGGCAGCUCAGCAACGGCCUGUGGUGCACCAUGCUGCUCCCGUGUCUGCCACUCACCAUGCUCCUGCCGCUGCUAUCCCUGCGCCAGCUGCAGCCACCACCACAAGUGCUGCUGCUCCCACUGCCUCACCUCAAAAGCCAGCAGUGGUUCGGCCGGCGGGAGUGAGACUAGGGGGAGGAUCAGCAGCGGGCAAGGCAGGGGGGUCACUGGGUGUGACCCGGGGGAAGCCAGCAGGAGCAGCUGCUGCUUCUGCUGCUGCCUCAAGUUCGAUGAGUAAGGACGACGACCCCUGGGCUGCCAUUGCCGCUCCUGCGCCUGUCAGCUCGGCCAAGCCUCUCCGUGCCGGCUCUGCCUCGGCGACAGGCUCGGUGACAGCAAGAGGUUCGGCGGCGAGCCGAGGUAGUGGAGGCGGUACGGCGAGUGGGCAUGUGAAGCUGCCAGCAGGGGCGGACAUGUCUUUAGAGAGUAUGCUGGCGGGUGACAGUGGGGUGAAGAAGCCUACUGGGAUGAGACUAGGGGCGCAGAAGUUGAGCCGGUAGGUUAUGUCACAUUAGUUAUUACGGUAUGACACCUGGUUUAUAUGUGCUGUGGCAUGCUAUAGUGUGCACUGUAUUACUUCCUACGUGAUAAGUGGAUGCAUACGAGGAUUUUAAGGUGAACC